Messenger RNA from Gambusia affinis (western mosquitofish), 5871 nucleotides. It is a transcript of the gene phf12b, whose product is annotated as PHD finger protein 12b. Gene Ontology annotation, molecular function: protein binding; transcription corepressor activity. The transcript is spliced from 15 exons. Gene Ontology annotation, biological process: negative regulation of transcription by RNA polymerase II. The record is from RefSeq and is a predicted model, not a curated record. Gene Ontology annotation, cellular component: Sin3-type complex; nucleus. Lineage: Eukaryota; Metazoa; Chordata; Actinopteri; Cyprinodontiformes; Poeciliidae. The coding region runs from base 2106 to 5117 and encodes 1003 amino acids.
GUCAUGGCAUUUCACAAAGACUCGGGUAUAUUACAGUGCGCCACAUUAAUUUUGUCCUUUGACCUCAGACCUUUAGCUACAGACCUCCCGAGACACCACUGUACCUCUGUCACUAUAUGCAGAGGUCUGUAGGGUACAACAACUGCCAAAAAGAAGACACAAGUUGUGUUGAAGUGAACGGCAGACACACUCACUCACUCACUCACUCAGCAUGCCAAAUACAAAAGCCUCUCAUUAUGAGCCUUUAAAAAACACCACAUCAUAUAAGGCUUUUAGAACAACAAAGUUUUAAUUGGACACAGUCACUUGGAAAAAGCUUUUUCAUCAGCUGUAACUAAAAAGUAUAUAAAAAAGUAUAUAAUUUGAUAAGGCAUCUCACAAAGAAAUAUAUUAAUUCACAAAGAUGUAUAUAUUUUACAGUCAGAAUGAAGGACAGACAACAACAAAGUGCAGCACAAGCUCUGGCUACAAACGUAUACAUUCCUGUCAAGCUGCUCCUGAACCAGAAAUAAUGUCAGAAGUGUAUUUGUGUUAAGAAGAAAAAGAACUAGACUGUUACCCAGUGGUCCAAAGAUGUCUUUUCAAGUGAAACUAAAGCUUGUAUUUAAUUUGAAAAUCAAGAUUCCAGAGUUUGAAGGAAGAGAGGAUAGUCUCAGAAUCCAUGUUGCUUGAUUACUAGCAUGAAGUUUCCACAGUCAGCGAUGGUUCGGGGAUGCAAUGUCAUCAACAAGCCGAAAGAGCCCCAACCAAGAACCGAGUACAUAAAAAUGUAUAUAUCAGAAGCCUGACAUUUAUGUUAGCAACAUUAAUUUUAAUUAAUGGGGGUGUCAUUAUCUGUAAACCAUAAUCAGAAAAAAAUUAUAUGACAGAGGCUGAAACAGAAACAAUGUUUCAUAAUUUUCUAAUUUUAUUGGAUGUAUGUGUAAGUGUGUUGCCUCCUAUCAAGAUCAAAUUAGUAAAAUGUAGUAGCAUUCUUAGCAUUAAGUAUGUUUACUGGAAAUAUAAUACCAGUUUAAUGGUCGUUUAGAAUAUUUCCUAUGCUUAAAUACAAAUUAAAUUGAUUAUUUGUCUUGUACAGCUGUGGAAAUGAUUACAUUCUGUUCUAAAUGAAUAGAAAUGUAAUGAUCCAGUUUAAAAAUAUACAAAGUAGUCUGUGAUACCUUUAAAGUGAACAAAAGGAAAACACAUAAACUGAAAAUCUGUAAUUCCUAGCAUACGGUACACGGUAGAUGUCUGAAGCACGCGGUGGCCUAAAAAAAUAGAUGUUUAAAUACUAAUACUGGCACUUAACUUCUUUAAAAACAACAACAACUUCAACAAAACAGCGCCAACAAAUUACGUUUUUUUCAAAAGGAAAAUACUGAAAAAACGAGAAGUCUUGUAAACGCAGAGCCACCGCCUGCAACUGCAUGCGAUACGUAUCCUUGAAAACUAUCAGUAGCCUUUUAUAGCGCAUGCGCGGCCGGCAGUUCGCGGUUGCGCCAACUGGAAGAGGAUGUUGCUAGCAGCCAGUGUAGAUGCACAGCCUUUUCACAACAAUAACAUUCACUAAAAUUUGCAUCUCCACAUUCACGAACUGAGGAUUCCGCUUUGAGAACACACUCGGAUUCGCUCUUUGGAUCACAACCUUAGCACGUCCGCAUAUUUAUAGUUCUGUCUUCUUUUGACAAUGGGAGUGGAUGGGUUUGCAGCUUUACUGGACUGUUUUUUGGCAGAAGCAGAAACAAGAAUCUUGGCUUGCCAGCUAGGCCGCAGAUGGAUUUUGUCGCCAUGAGCAAGAGUCGACUGGCGAUAAAAUAUUGAAUGUAUUCUCUAUGCGUUUAUAUUGUCGCCGCUGCUACGGAGCCGAUGCGUUUAUAGCACGAUUAUUUUCCAUUUUCGCAGUUUUUGUUCAAGGCAACAACAGAAGCUAGCAAGCCCGCUAGCUCCUCAACCUUGACUGGCUGCCGUCUUGUCUCAGUAGUUAGCUCCGUUGGCUAGCAAGCGAUCACUUGGCCACCAAAGCAGUUGGAUUUAAACUUUUUGUUGCGGAUCUACGUUCACCGUCUGGUACCACACUGGUACCGGUACCACAGAUUUCAUUUGCGAGGUCUGCCUCUGGAUGAAUGUGGGACAAAAUGGAGACCCCGACGAUUGUGUACGAUCUGGAUACCUCUGGAGGCUUGAUGGAGCAAAUCCAAACUCUGUUGGCGCCUCCGAAGUCCGAGGAUGUGGAGAAGAGGAGUCGGAAGCUGGUAAGAGACGUUCGGAGGAGCGGCAGGGCCACCAACCACGACACCUGCGACAGCUGCCGGGAGGGGGGAGACCUGCUGUGCUGCGACCACUGUCCGGCUGCGUUUCACUUACAGUGCUGCAACCCACCGCUUAGUGAAGAAAUGCUUCCUCCUGGAGAAUGGAUGUGUCAUCGCUGUAACAUGAGAAAGAAGAAGCGUGAGCAGAAGUCUGAGCAGACUAAUGGCUUCCCAGACCGAUCUUCAACCAAGCGUUCCACUUCUCCUGCGGGUGAACUAGAGGUGGGCCCCGGCCCGCUGAGGCUCGAUGGCCUUCCGCCAGGGGCCGGCGCUGCGGGGCCCGGUCUGCGUGUGGCUCAGGUCCGCCUCCUGGACCGUAGGACCAGCAGCAGGCCCAGCAGCCGUCCUGGGACCCCGACAUCCAACACGUCCUCCACCCCGACCCCAUCAGAGGAGCAGAACGAUGGAGAGGAGGAGGCAGCCGACCCCGAGGACGACGUGCAGGCGGUCGAACCCGACGGCGCGGCGCUGUCGGUGCCGGCACCUCGUCUUCUCAAGAGGCCCUUCCAGCUGCUCAUUGCAGCAGCCAUGGAGAGGAACCCCACACAGUUCCAGCUGCCCAGUGAGCUGACCUGCACCACGGCGCUGCCAGGCAGCAGUAAACGAAGGAGGAAAGAGGAGCUGCUGGGUAAACCAUUCAGGAGGCCUCAGCACGAACUGGACCCCAACGGCUUGGUCCCUCUGCCCGUCAAAGUCUGCUUUUCAUGCAACAGGAGUUGCAGGUUGGCCCCGCUGAUCCAGUGUGAUUACUGUCCACUUCUUUUCCACAUGGACUGCCUGGACCCCCCACUGACAGCUCUGCCUGCUGGCAAGUGGAUGUGUCCCAACCACGUUGAGCAUCUCGUGCUCAACCAGAGGAGCCUCAGCCUGUCCAGCCGCUGCCAGCUCUUUGACCAGUUCCAGGACAGGAUCUCCCAGCAUGCUGUCCGGUUGAACUUCCUCCGUAGAGUCCAUCGGCAGAAUGCUCCCAACCGCCGGACUUCUUACCAGCAGAACAAGAAAACCAUUAAGGUGCCAGAUGCAAUCAAGUCUCAGUACCAGAAUCCCCCCCCUAUGCUGCUUCCUGCUGGGGUGCAUCAGGUGGAGUUGGUUUGUAGCGGACUCCCCCACCAUCAGCCCGCAAAGCACCUGACCACAGAGCUGGAGCAGGAGGAGUGGCUGCAGGACAUCAUUGCUCUGCAGUGCAGCAUCAUGAGACACCUGUCCAUCAGCCAGAAGGUCCGCUCGGCCACGCCCACUGACCUCGAGAGGAAGAGAACAUGUGUUACAUCAGAGGAGACGAAAAGUCAGGCGGCUGAAGGAAGAACUUCCCCUGAGCCGCACUCUAAGCCCUGCGGUGCGCCUGAGCCCCCCCAGGAAGCCCAUAUAGCCAGGGACGCCUCAACAGAGCUGGGGGGGUGUAAGUGCAACAUGGCGCCCUGCCCCAAAUGUAGGAAACCCAACGGACCCCUGGCAGAGCUCCACCCUCCCAAAGCCAACGGACCCCUAGACUGUAACAGUGCCUCGGACCCCUGCAGGCCGCCGGACCCGCAGCACAGAUUAAAGACUCACACAACCUCAUCGUCGGACUCGGCCGUCCCUUCAGGGCUAUUGAACCACAUAGGAACAGAAACGGUUAAAAAGGACCCAGAGAGCACAACUGAAGCCUGUGCUCAGAACAACUGGCCCCCGGUUUGGCCCCAGAGCAGCCAGCAGAACCACCGGAGCCAGAUGGAGCUCCAGGAGUUGUGUUUGAGUAGUGAUGAGAAGCCUCCCUUCCCCCUCCCAGACGCACCGCCUAAAGGCAGCUAUAAGCAGACCUCCAGCAAGCAGGGGCCCGACUCAGCGACUCCAGAUGUGAAGGCUGGUCCUGGCCUGAUGGACUGCCUCCUGCCCAGUGCCCUGUCCUCCAUCAACACCCUUUCCUCUUGCAGAAACAGUGCCAGGGACUUUGGAGGCAUCGAGCUGGACAAGCUGGAUGAAGAAACAAUCCGGUUCCUGGCUUACCAAAGGAUCCAGCAGCUCUUCCCUCCCAAAGCCCUCAGCAGUCCGCCGCUCCUCACCCCGGGCGUUUCCUCAGACCUCCCUCCACCGCACCAUGACAGUCAGAAGGUGCAGGCUCGGGCUGUUUUCUGUCCCCUGGCAGGACGAGGACAGACGGUCAGCAUGUGCUAUAGGACGCUCUACAUCGGAUCUGGUGCUGACAUGGACGUGUGCCUUACCAACUACGGUCACUGCAGCUACAUAUCGGGGAAACACGCCUGCAUCUUCUACGACGAGAACACCAAACACUAUGAGCUCCUGAACUACAGUGAACACGGCACCACAGUGGACAACGUCCUGUACUCCUGUGAUUUCUCUGAGAAGGCGUUGCCGGCGGCGCCCAGCAGCCUGGUGGCCCGGGUCCAGGGACUCAUCCGUCGCAGUAAGAAGAGGGAGGAGGACAGGGUUGUGGGUGUGAUGCCGGCAGGCGGCGUGAUGAGCAGCCAGCCUCAAAGCGGCGCGGCGGUGGCGGCGGCGUGCAGCUGCAAGGUGAGCGGCUCCAGCCUGAUCGGCGGCAGCGGCGCCGGCUGGGAGGGCACCGCCCUGCUCCACCACGGCAGCUACAUCAAGCUGGGCUGCCUGCAGUUCGUCUUCAGCAUCACUGAGUUUGCUGAUGAAGAGCCGCCUGCAGCGCCCCCUGCUGGCUGCACCAGCAGCAGCCAGAGCUCUGCUCCUACCUCCACGCCCCCACGCCCCCCACCCAGCACCGCUAUGGCUAGCAGCCCCUCCAGCCAGGACGAGGCGGACACAGAGCUGGCCCCCCCACACCAAGUGCCCGCGCUGCGCUACAACUCUGUCCCAUAGCCCCCCACACAGCCCCCUCUGCCCCCGCCUGCUUUUAUUUGCACCUUCUGUGUCACUAUAAGGAGAACGCUACCUAGCAGGAUGGUCAACAGGGAAUACUUUAUUUUUUUCCAUUUCAAAUUGUUUAUAUUUGCAUGAACUUGAAGUAUUAAUGACAAUCUCUUCUGUUUGAGAAUGACUGACAGUAACCUUGUUUUCACUUCAGACCGUUAGGACUUUGAGCAAAGAUUAUUUACUGGAGCUCAUUUCUUUUCCACAGUAUAUAUUAGUUAUGUAUGAUGUAACCUUACUGUGUUGGUCAGAACCAUUUAGCAGUGACCUUUUAUUUUUUUAUUUUAUUUUAUUUUUCUCCUAGUAUUGAAUUCCAUGCAUUGUAAUUUUUGUUUGCUGCUUUUGCACCACAGGUAGCUAUAAAUGUAUGUAAUCAUACAGGCUUACACACUAUAUGUAAACAUACUGUAAAUGUAAAUAAUUCAGUGUUUCUCAGCUGGAGGAACUUUGGAUUUCAUGUAGAUUUACCAUUUUUUGGUUUUUAACUGUACAGUUCAUGCAAUUUGUGAUACUGUGUAGAGUACCUGCAGUUUGUGAUAAAACUUGUUCUAAUCGUGUACCUCUGCUGUAGUCCAUCUGUCUAUACCAUAAUGUUUUAGCACUCAUUUUAACAUCAUGUGUUGCUCUGUAUAUAGGCACUCUUUGUCUGUACCUGCUUGUCUGUUAAAACCUGUAAAUACAGAAAGAUUUUUUAAUAACAAAC